This is a messenger RNA of Cyanidioschyzon merolae strain 10D, 1017 nucleotides long. RefSeq lists its product as hypothetical. The record is from RefSeq and is a predicted model, not a curated record. The coding region runs from base 1 to 1017 and encodes 338 amino acids. NCBI's taxonomy places the organism in Eukaryota, Rhodophyta, Bangiophyceae, Cyanidiales, Cyanidiaceae. The transcript has a single exon.
AUGUGGAAUAAGUUAAUUCGAAGAGACGCUGUUCAGUCAGAGCGUUCAGACACUGACUUUGGUGACAAAGCUUCCUCAGCAGCAACUGAGCCGGCCGCAAGUGCAGGCGAGCGCUUGACACGGAGCCCAGCGGCAACGUCGGACGAGAGCAGCGUUACCACCGAACCAACGGCACGGAACUUGAGUGAUGCAACGAAAGCCAGAGAAUCACCGGGAUUGCCGCUCAACAAUUCGGUAACCGCCCAGGUGGACGCUUCGAACGCAACGGUCAGCGGUGCCGGCGGGGCUGCGCAGCACCCCGGUGGGGUUACUGGUGUGGUCGCGACGUCUGUCAUGUGUGCAUACGCGUUCUCGGUGCUAGAACGGGAACUGCGCGCUCGAGGUCGUCUAUCAACCGAUGACGACCCGUUCCGUGAAGCGCUGCCACCAGACAGCGACGCUUACGGACUCUUCAUCACAUGGAAGAUACUCGCGGACAGAGGGCAUCUGCGGACGACCACCGACUCGGUGUGGCAACUUCGCGGUUGCAUCGGUACACUGACACCGACCGGCCUCCACGAUGCAUUGCGUUCAUACGCAGUCACCGCGGCCUUGCAUGAUCGUCGCUUCGCCCCGAUCCGUAUCGAGGAACUUCCCCGGCUGCUAUGCGUUGUUAGUCUUCUGAGCGACUUUACGGAGCGCGACUCGGUUUGGGACUGGGAACCUGGCGUCCAUGGAUUGAUUGUUGAAGUGGAACCGCAGUCUCAGCAGCGGCGAUUUGCGUGGAGAAGGUUCACAAGGCCACGGACCUCGCGGUACAGCGCAACGUAUCUACCCGAGGUUCCGCUAGAACUGAAAUGGAGCAAAUACGAGACCAUUUGUUCUCUUAUCAGAAAAUCUGGUUACUUAGGUGACGUUCCGGCGACGGAAACCGACUCCUGGUGGUCGGAAUGCGUCUUCCUGACCACAUACCGAAGCACCAAGGCGGAACUGCGAUACGAUGAGUACCGCGCGAUGCUGAUUCACAGAUUAAACUGA